AACAUGAAUCUCUCUCUCUCUCUCUCUCAGCCCACAUGCUUACAGACAGACAAAGCUCUCUUUGGUUGUUUAAAGUGCUCUCUAUCUCUGGUCAUUUAAGCUCCUCUAAGUGUACUGUGUACUGUUCUUCUUUUUCUUCUUCCCUUUGCUUGGAUCAGUUCCUCUGCUGCGAAACCAAGCAGCUGACUGCUUUGCUUUAGCCUCUUCCUCCCUUCUGAUCACAUUUUCACAUGCCUUAGAGAAGAAAUACAUCAAACUAUUCCAUUCCAUUCUCCAUUCUCAUUCCUCAUCACCACUUGGCCUCUCUCUCUCUCUCUCUACCAAACAAAAUCCCAUCUUCCUCACUCCUUUCAGUUAGCAGCACUGAUACAGAUUCUGGGUCUUCCACAGAAUUGCAAAUCCUAGCCUCGUUGUUUGAUGGGGAGAGCUGAAGACUGAGAGAUCUUGCAGAGUCGUUUGGUCUAUCAGAUCAAAUGGGUGCAAUGCAGUUGGGCUUGCUGGUCAUGCAGCUGUGCCUGGUUGCCACUGCAUUGCUGGUUAAUGGAUCUGCGGACUACCAUGCUCUGUCUCCUGCUUCAAGUCCUGUCCACGAUGCGAGGAAAAGACGUGGAGAUCUUCAUAACAGUCCACCAACAAGCGGCACCUCAAGUUCACAUAAGCCAAUGAGGCCUUCAGGUAUCUCAGUUGCACCUUCGAUAUCGAACGAACCAGCAUAUCGGAGGAAUCACUUUCCUGCAAAUGCUCCCUCGAUCCCAUUUAAUAAGCACCAUCAGUCUAGAAACCGAAUCAUCGAUUCUUCUCCGAGAUCCUCUGUCUUUCCACCACAUAUUCACCACCGACUAAGAGGUCCUUUCCACUCCCCUUUCCAUUCUCACUGGGGCCAUCGCAGUGCACAAGCACCUGCCCCAUCACCGCAAAUAAUUCCGAACCGUUUCAAUGAGCCAGCUCUUUCGCCCGCAUUCUCCCCUUCAGGUCUAGUGACGAAAGCGAAGGCUCCUCCUCUGUCACCUAUAUUGUCUCUUCCACCCCCACCACCUAAUGAAGAUUGUGCAUCAAUGACCUGCACUGAGCCGAUGACUUACACUCCUCCUGGGUCACCAUGUGGCUGCGUGUGGCCAAUUCAGGUCGAGCUUCGCCUCGGGGUGGCACUCUACACAUUCUUCCCGUUAGUUUCCAAGCUUGCAAAGGAGAUUGCAUCAAGCAUUUUGCUUGAUCGUAGCGAAGUUCGGAUCAUGGGAGCGGACUCAGUGAGCCACCAACAGCUUGAGAAAACAAUUGUCCUGAUAAACUUGGUUCCUAGAGGAUUGAAGUUUGAAUAUUCCGUCGCAUUUUCUAUCUACGAGAAGUUCUGGCGCAAAGAGAUUCUAAUAAAAUCAUCCCAAUUUGGAGAUUACGAAGUUUUAUAUGUCCACUAUCCAGGUCUUCCACCAUCUCCACCUUUAUUGCCUUCUGGUGCAUCGAUCUCGGGCAGUCUACCGUACUCGGGAAGUCAAAGCAACAGACAGCCCAUAAAACCGUUGGGAGUUAAAGUUCCGAGACAGAGGAAACAUCACAAUCUUGCUAGAAUCACAAUAACUGUCAUUGUUCUCUCAUCUUUCUCGGCACUAAUUGUGUGUACAGUCGUAGUAUUACUCUUGAAGCGUAAAGCUCAUGCUCCUUCAUCAAAAGACCCUCAGCUAUAUUCCCCCGCUAAACCUUCAGGAGCUGCGGCUUCUGUAGUGGACAAGAGUGUUCCUGCUUCGGCUUCAGUAUCUUUCCGAUCAAAUAGCAUGGCUUACAUGGGAGCUGCCAAGAUCUUCAGCCUGAGCAACAUAGAGAAUGCCACCAGCAGUUUUGACGCGUCAAGGAUCCUUGGCGAAGGAGGUUUUGGGGUCGUUUACAGCGGAAAAUUAAAUAAUUCACAGGAAGUGGCAGUGAAAGUUCUGAAGAGGGAAGAUCAGCAUGGGACCCGGGAAUUUCUGGCAGAGGUCGAAAUGCUGAGCCGCCUUCACCAUAGGAAUCUAGUUAAACUUAUUGGAAUAUGCACAGAUGAACGUGUCCGCUGCUUGAUUUAUGAACUGAUCCCAAACGGAAGUGUUGAGUCCCACUUACAUGGAGCUGACAAGGAAAAGUCUCCACUCGAUUGGGGUGCUAGGAUGAAGAUUGCUCUUGGGGCAGCUCGGGGUUUGGCGUACUUGCACGAGGACUCGAAUCCACGGGUUAUACAUCGAGACUUCAAAUCGAGCAACAUAUUGUUGGAGCAUGAUUUUACCCCAAAGCUAUCGGACUUUGGGUUGGCUAGGGCCGCACAGGACGAGGGGAACAGACAAGUUUCGACACAAGUCAUGGGAACUUUCGGUUACUUGGCACCAGAAUACGCGAUGACGGGCCACCUCCUCGUGAAGAGCGAUGUAUACAGCUAUGGUGUGGUCUUGCUUGAGCUCCUGACCGGAAGGAAACCCGUGGACCUGUCCCAGCCCCAGGGACAGGAGAACCUAGUCUCAUGGGCCCGUCCCUUGCUCACGAGCGAGGAGGGCCUGGAGACUAUUGCUGACCCGUUGCUGAAGCUGUCUGAUGAUGUCUUGCUUGACGGCUUGGCAAAGGUGGCAGCAAUAGCCUCAAUGUGCGUGCAGCCUGAGGCGUCUCACCGCCCCUUCAUGGGUGAAGUCGUGCAGGCACUGAAGCUUGUCUGCAGUGAGUUUGAUGAGACCAAAGGAUUGAUAGGCCGCGGAAGCUUCAGGCAGCUACCGGAGAUUCCUGACUUAAAGGGAAAUCCCGGAAACUACGAGAUUUCUGGUGAGAUCUUUAAGAAUCCUCCAGAGAGCGAUCCUCCUCAGUAUUCCUUUGGCUCUGAUCACGAGGCCCGACUAGGAUUAUCGGAUCUAGGCGGGAAAGCCGGGUUCAGGGGCGAGGGGUUUUGGGAUAUCUCGAGCCAUUUUAGCUCGGGGCCACUGAGGAUGGGGAAGAGGAGGAAGUUUUGGCAGAGGCUCAAGAGUUUGUCUAGAAGCAGCAUGAGCGAGCACGAUUUCUCAUUGAAGUUAUGGCCUGAAUCCUUUUGAUUGGUUUUUUUUCUCCCUCGCCCUUGAUUAUCGAGUGCAUUCGAACCCUUUUGGUGCCCGAAAAAGAAGUUUCCUGUAAAUUCACCUUGAACCAAUCGGUUCGCAGAAAUCCAUUCACAUUGUUAGAGAAAUGUAUUGGAAUUUUCAGAUUGCAGGUUUCAGAAGAAUUUCAUUCA
Molecule: messenger RNA, 3214 nt
Organism: Punica granatum (pomegranate)
Lineage: Eukaryota; Viridiplantae; Streptophyta; Magnoliopsida; Myrtales; Lythraceae
Source: RefSeq, a predicted model, not a curated record